AUGAACAAAGAGAACACAAAGAAGUUAAUAAGUAUAAUCAACGUAUUGGAUAAAUUAUCUGAGCACAAUGAAGGAAAAGAUGAAAGUUGUCAUAAAUUAAAAAGCUUUUUUUCAAGCGAGUUCUCAAAGACAUACGACAGUUUGGAAAAUGAAAAAUCUUUAUUUCCAUUAUAUUAUGAAAAAGACAAGCUUGAUUCGAAUGUUAAUAAAAUAAUUAACGAAAUUAAAACAACAAAAAGCUUUUUUUACUUUAAUAAAUCAAAUUCCCAGGAAAAAGAAGAAUCGGAAAAUAGUGAUAAAAAAUAUAAUACUACAAAAAGUUGUCAUCUUAAUGACGGAGGGGAAAUAUAUAACAAGGAAUAUAACAUAGACGAAAAUAUAAAUAAUUCUUAUGAACAUUUCAAUGGCACAAGCUUAGAUAUAAUGAACUCUGCAGUAUUAGGGGGAAAGGAAUCCUUAAAAAAAACUAACUACACUGACAAAAUAAAUAAAACAUUUUCAAGUUCUUAUGAUGAGUUUUCUUUUAUUAAAUUACAGACAGGUAGUUUUAUGUCUAAAAGAAAUUCUUUGAAUAUGUUCAGAAAUUACUUUAGCGACACAGAAUUACUAUCAUUUAAUAACUGUUAUAAAAAAAAAAGGAAUUUGAAAAGAAUGUUAAGAAAAAGAGAAACAGUAAAAUGUAACAAUGUAAAAUUAAAUGUAAAUUCCAUAAAAAAAUCGGAAUUUAUCGCUAACCCUAAAAAAUACAAGACUAUCCGGGGUAAUAUGGACGAAGGUUUGGAUGAAUAUGAGUAUUUAGACCAUAACGAUAUAGGACAAUUAUUAGAAAAAAUUUUAGAGCAUUUAAAUAUUAACUUGAAAAAAACAAUAAAUAAACUUAACAAAACUAACUACACUCUGAAUAAUAAACUGGAAACGGCUGUUGAAAAUAAUGAUGAACAAGAACAAGAAAUAAGAGACUUAAAUAAAAGAAUAAGCCAAAUAACGGAACAAAAAACAGAAAUGAAUAAAAUUAUCGAAAGCUACGAAUUUCGAAUUAGCAAUUCAAAGAAAUUAAAAAAUGAGCAACAAAGCGAUGGGAAACAAAGAAAUGCACUAGAGCAGGAUAUUAAAAAUUUAAAAAGGGAAUUAAAUAUCGCGAAUUCUUUAAAUGAUAAAAUAAUAAAUGAAAAGUUACUUUUACAGGAGAAAAUCAAAAAGAAAAAUAAUAAAAUUAGAAUGGAGAAAAAUAAGCUGAGAACCGCGAACGAUUUAAUUUUAGAAAAGAGCAACUUACUCCUACAGUUACAGUUAGCAAAUGGCAUACAUGCACCUUCUGUAAGUACAAGAAUGACAUAUAAGGGUUGCAAAGAAAGGGAGCGCACAAUUCCAUGUAAAACGAAGAAAAAGAUAAUUAACAGAUAUCGAAGUGACACAAUUCUGGAUAACUAUGAAAGAAUUAAAAAUAAGUUAUUUGAAAGUAAUGAAAAAUGCUAUUUUUUAUCAAAAACGAACUUGGAAUUAUUUAAAGGAUUGAACAUAAAAAAAAAAAAAAUUGACAUUUUAAACAAGAAGAUGUCUUACCUCAAAUACUUUAUGAAGGCAAAAGAAAAACUAAAUAAUCAGCAUUCGCAUGAAUUAAAAGAAUAUAAAAAUGAAGUUGAAAACUCCCAUAACUCUGAUUGCUCAAGUGAAAAAGAAGAAAUCAAAAAAUUAAUAUGUGAAAAAAAGGAAUUCACUGAAGUAAAUGAAUACGAAGAACACAAAUUAGACAAUAAACAAAAAGAAAGAAUUAAAAGUUUGGAAAAAAUUUUAAAUAGCAUAACUAAUGAACACAAUUUACUAAAAAAAAAGUAUGAAAUGUUAUACAAAAAAUAUUUAAGAUUGUUAAAAAAAAACACUUGUAAAAAUAAAGAUUUUACAUUUAUAGAAAAAAAAAAGGAAGAUAUAUCACCAGCAGUUGAUGUAAUUCAUUCUUUUUAUUUGAAAAAAAAGGAAAAUAAUUUAAAAAAAAAUUACCAACGAGGGAACAAAUUAAUAAAUUACAUAAAAGGAAAGGUUAUAGAUAAGAAGCACGUUCGGAUUGGUAAAUUCAGAAAUUAUAAAGAAUAUAAUGAUUACGGAGAUAUAGAAUUUUACAUUUCGAAUCAAAUUUUAAGAUGGAUUAAUAUAAAUGAAAUUACGGAUAUACGAUAUAUCUACUCCUAUGGAAAUGCAACAGGUAAUUUGUGUACAUAUAUAUUCAUAUAUGUGUAA
Molecule: messenger RNA, 2235 nt
Organism: Plasmodium malariae
Lineage: Eukaryota; Apicomplexa; Aconoidasida; Haemosporida; Plasmodiidae
Product: conserved Plasmodium protein, unknown function
Exons: 10
Coding region: 1-2235 (744 amino acids)
Source: RefSeq, a predicted model, not a curated record